UUUAUUAGUUAAACAAAAUGAAGUGCAAUCAUUGCAGCCUUGAUCUAGCAUCAAAUGAAACGCUUAAAUGUAGUACAUGUCUGCAUGUGCUACACUACAACUGUGUUGGGCUCUCAGAAGUGGACUUCAAAAAAAUCCUUCCGAUGAACCUUAAAAAGUGGAGAUGCCCUUCUUGUAAGCAACCAAAGAAACCGACCACACCAACGACCACCGAGCCUAAGUCACCGCUGAAUAUUAUUAUUAAUGAAAGGUCAGAAGAUAACGCUGCUAACUUGCCGUCAAUUGUCAGCAUUGACACCGAAAUUUUAUUAAAUAGAAUGAACAGCCAGUUCCAGCAGUUGUCUAUGAAUAUGGGGGACCUUAAGACGAGCGUCAACGAGAGACUAGAUCAGUUGAGUGCUAAUAUCAAUGGGUGGGCCAGUAAAUUUCAAGAGUUGGAAGAGACCGUCACGAACGUUCGAGCCGAAGUUGCUGCCGUUACGGAGGAAAAUACAGCCCUCCGUAGUCAGUUAAAUGAGAUCCAGCAUAACUUCGACGAGCAGGAGCAAAAAGCCCGCCAGUGUAACAUCGAGAUACAAAAUUUACCUGCUAAAUCUUCUGAAAACCUAAUCCACGUGACGCUGGCCCUGGGUAAAGUACUGAACGUUUCUUUAACGGUUGAAUCUAUAAAAGCAGUGCACAGAGUGGCUCCUAACGUUCAAAGUGAUCGUCCGAAAUCUCGCCGACUCCGCGACGACGUGAUCGCCGCCGCGCGCGCUCGCCGCGGUGUCACCGUCGGCCAGCUGCUUGGCGCCGCGGCGACCCUUAGCGGCAGUGAGCCGGCUGACCAACAGAAGGCGGAUUCAAGACCUAUUUUCAUCAAUGAACACCUGACGCUGAAAAAUAAAAUUUUAUAUUCUAAAACACGUAAGGCCGUUGCCGAGAAGAAUUACAAGUUUGUCUGGAUAAAAAACGCCGCUAUUCUUGUCAGAAGAGACGACUCAUGCGCUAUAAUACGUAUACGGAAAGAAAGUGAUUUGAUUAAGUUAUGAAGGUUUUGUGUAUAUUGUAUUGUUGAAUUAUU
Messenger RNA from Cydia strobilella, 1063 nucleotides. RefSeq lists its product as uncharacterized. The transcript is spliced from 2 exons. NCBI's taxonomy places the organism in Eukaryota, Metazoa, Arthropoda, Insecta, Lepidoptera, Tortricidae. The record is from RefSeq and is a predicted model, not a curated record. Bases 18 to 1031 code for a protein of 337 amino acids.